UGCUCGGCUUGCCUUCGGUGGGGUCAUGCCCGCCCGGUCUGCCACUCCAUCACCUGUCGUUGCAAUCACUGCGGAGGUAAUCACUUAGAACAGGAACACCACCAACGGGCAGCUUGCUGCCAGGGCGGAAACCCCACGCCAGGCAAUGCGCCGUGCCCACACCCACCCAAGUGUGUCAACUGUGGCGCAGCCCACAAGGCUACCGAACGCACCUGCCCCUUCUACGGACACCGUCAUGAUUGCGACUGGAUCAGCCAACAUCAACCCCAUGCUGCGAGUUAG
Heterobasidion irregulare TC 32-1 is the source of this 282-nucleotide messenger RNA. RefSeq lists its product as uncharacterized. The record is from RefSeq and is a predicted model, not a curated record. Lineage: Eukaryota; Fungi; Basidiomycota; Agaricomycetes; Russulales; Bondarzewiaceae. The annotation marks the transcript as partial. The transcript has a single exon.